AUGACAAGUGUCAAAGGAAAAAAAGGUGACGUGUUUGGAGAUCCACUGUACAAAGAAGCGGCCACCCAGUGCACCGCCUCCGUUAGGUGCCUCACCUACUGUGACCUGCAUAUCAUCAGCAGAGAUUACUUGACGCAAGUUCUCAACUUCCAUCAAGGAUUCGCCCAGUCAUUUUCUAGGAAUCUUGUUUUCACUUGCAAUCUUCGACAAAGAUUUAUAUUCCGAAAGAAGGCAGACGUUAAAAAAGAAAAUGAACUUAAAGAACGAGAUAAGAUGCAAUCUGAAGCAGAAAAAGCUCAAUCGCAGCCACUUCGAAGACUGCUCGUAUCUAGGCUUCGUAAACACAACAGCGGAAAAUUUGAAAGCAACAUUUUGGUCCCAAGCACAGUUGCUGAAAAUGUUUCGUUGAUCAGUAACAACGAGAGCAGUAACGACGUCUCAAUUAGGAAAGAGACUAACUUUAAUAUAUUAGCUAAGAUGACGAAAUUGAAUCAAAGCAAAAAUGAUGGGAAGAAAAACGAGAAUGGAGAUGAAAUUACGCAGAGGGCGAAACAUGAGGGCAGGUUGAAGGAUGUCCUGCAAGAAGAAGUGACGAAAGACACUCAGAAUGAAAAGAAGAAUAAAGUAGAAAACGUUAUUGCAGAAAAUGCAGAGUUAAAUAAAAGUGAAGACGUUGAAACAAAAAACCUCGAAGACAACUUUCCAACAAAGGAGCAGCCUCCCACUGAAGAACGCGAGGCAGAUGUCCAAAUGUGGGGUCCCAUCAACACCAGUCCAACGACUGUCGACGAUCAAAAACAUCUUAUAACAAUUUUAACGGAAUUGAAAAAUGACAUUAAUAAUAAAAAAAUUGAUUUAAUGAAAAAAAUGUCGGAAACGGAGCAAAAUAUUGAGUUUGCUUUGUUAGCUCUGAACGCAAGCUUCCUAUCGUGA
This is a messenger RNA of Helobdella robusta, 933 nucleotides long. RefSeq lists its product as hypothetical. The transcript is spliced from 3 exons. Gene Ontology annotation, cellular component: membrane. Gene Ontology annotation, molecular function: voltage-gated potassium channel activity. Gene Ontology annotation, biological process: regulation of membrane potential; potassium ion transmembrane transport. The coding region runs from base 1 to 933 and encodes 310 amino acids. NCBI's taxonomy places the organism in Eukaryota, Metazoa, Annelida, Clitellata, Rhynchobdellida, Glossiphoniidae. The record is from RefSeq and is a predicted model, not a curated record.